CGAGAGUCAUAUGGAAAAAUACUCUGUUUGGAUGAUUCUUCCAAAUACUCUACAAUGAAUCUUACAGAAGUGAACCAAAGCGAUGUGUGUCAGGAAUUUUCGUGUCCAGAGAGAUCUGUUUCUCUGUCUGUCUAUGUGAUUCUGUAUGUGGCUGCAGCAGCUGUGUCUCUGCUGACCGUGUGUGGAAACCUGCUGGUCAUCAUCUCUGUUAGUCACUUCAAGCAGCUCCACACACCUGCUAACAUCCUCAUCCUCUCUUUGGCUGUGUCUGAUCUCCUCGUUGGAGUUUUUGUGAUGCCACUACAUUUGUCUUGGGUCAUUGAGUCAUGUUGGACUUCUGGACCGGUGAUGUGCUCUGCUUUAAAAAUAGUGAAUUUUCAAGCAACAAGUGUGUCUGUUCACACUGUGGCUCUGAUAGCAGUUGAUCGUUUUUUGGCUUUAAGUUCUCCUUUUCUUUACUCAGAGAAAGUCUCACCCACUGUGAUCUGCAUAGUGUCUCUAUUUAACUGGUUGUUUUCACUCUUUUAUAACUUCACUCUUCUGUUUGUUAAUGGAAACUUCACUGAUGUUACCUGUCCAGGAAUAUGUAUUGCUAUUAUAGAUGGGAUUUCAUCAUUUAUUGAUCUCAUAGUUGUUUUUCUUAUGCCUUGUACACUUAUUAUAAUAUUAUACACUCAUGUUUUUGUCAUUGUUAAAAGACACGUGACUGCUAUAAGAGGCCUUCAGGUUCACAACAGCGCAGGAUCCUCCAAAAACAGAGUCAGUGACAAAUCAGAGCGAAAAGCUGCGAUACUGCUGGGUAUUCUGGUCAUUGUGUUUCUUCUGUGUUUACUGCCAUAUUAUAUUUGUUCUUUAGUGAUUCCAUACAGUGGUGAUGAUUUGUUUGAUGUCAGAGAUGUUGUUGUUAUAGUUUUCUUCCUGAACUCCACCAUUAAUCCCAUCAUUUAUGCUUUAUUCUAUCCAUGGUUUCAGAAAAGCUUAAAAUUAAUUUUCACAUUUCAAGUGUUUAAUAAAGACUCAUCUCUGAUGAAUGUGCUAUAA
Molecule: messenger RNA, 1041 nt
Organism: Carassius auratus (goldfish)
Lineage: Eukaryota; Metazoa; Chordata; Actinopteri; Cypriniformes; Cyprinidae
Product: trace amine-associated receptor 13c-like
Exons: 1
Coding region: 55-1041 (328 amino acids)
Biological process (GO): G protein-coupled receptor signaling pathway
Cellular component (GO): membrane
Molecular function (GO): trace-amine receptor activity
Source: RefSeq, a predicted model, not a curated record